AUGCCUUCAGAAAACUUUUGGUUAAAGUCGCGGCUACAAGCUCUUAAACGGUCUGGUCUGUCAGAAGAUGUCUUUAUAGCAAUAUUGCUAUGUCUUAUAUCAACAAACAAACAUCUUAUUCUUACUGCACGAUCUGAGGAUUUGGACGAUCUACGAAGUAUGACCGAGCAGAUCCUCCUGGUCGUGUUUGGUCUAACGUGUUCUACCAUAACCUGUGAACCGUCCCAAACGCUAGCAGAUUUCACUUCUUCCCUGUUUGCCCGCUCUCGUGAUGAUGCUUCAAUCGCUACACAUUCAGUAGAAGACAACGGUGGUCUGCAUAGAAUGGGCACGCAGAAAUCUUACCGGUCUAUCCGAACUGCGAGUUCAACGAGUCUGAAUACAGAAAGUAGAGGAUACGAGGGAAAGAACGAAGGCCGAUCACGCAAGCGAAAAUCAAAUUAUUCUCAUGUAUCUAGUGCAUCUAAUCAACCAUCCAGAGAUAGUAAGGAGUUGGAGAACAUGGAAAUUCUGGGAAUAGCAAACGAGAGGCAGCUGGAGAUUGAGAAUCGGUUCUAUAAUUCGCCGGAAAUGGAAAUUGAGGAAAUUACCGAGUCAAGAGAUAGAAUAAAAUCUGUAGAUCAAACGAAUCCAUUAAGAAAUCCAAUCUUGACAAAUGCACGCCGACGUGACAAUUACUUUCCACCAUCCUCGUCCACGUCCUCAAUGUCAUCCUUUACCAAUUCGGAAACUCCCUACAUACCUUCCUUAACUCCUUCGCCUUUUGCGUCUCACUCGUACAGUCUUCGACCAGAUUUUUCUCCACGCAAUUAUACAACACAUCAUCUUUCCUAUACCGGUCAACCGCACCAGCCGCCACCAUUAUCACCGAUGGAUUUUACAAUACCAAGGAGGAGACAUGACAGCAUUGUAACCACCGGGGGGAGUAAUCCGCCAUCCCCAUUCUUGUUUGCAAAGCAUAUAGCACAGGCAGUCAUAAUAGAGCGACUAGACGAGGGAGAUGAAGAGGUUCAAUUUUUCCUGUUGGAGGAGUCGCAUAGUCUCCCCAAGCCUUUCAUUGUAAUCGCAUUAUUACCAACUAUGGAGGAACGCCUCAAUUUACCUAGUCAGUUGCUUGACAGGUUUUUCAUAAGUUACGAAUACGAGAACGAUACAUCGAGAGUACCUGCGAAUGGAAUGUAUAAAGGAGAACCUAUCAAACCGACGGAAAUCAAAGAACUAGAGAGAAAAAUAGAUAAAGUAUCUGUCCAUAAUGACAUACAACGAUACAUGAGAGAUAUAGUGGUCGGUUUGCGUACGCACAGACUGAUCAAGGGAGGAAUAACAGCUAGAACUUCGCGUGAUUUUGAAAAGCUUGCUAAAGCUGUGGCAGUAAUAUUCGAUCGCACAUUUAUAACUCCGGAUUUAAUUCUUAUAACAGCCGAAAAAGUCUUUGCUCACAGACUGAUUCCUCGUGAAUCCGUGGAUGAUAGAAGUGUCAUGUAUGGAACAAAACGAUUGCCGCUGCUUAGAGUUAAAAUGGAAGACGGCUGGGAAUGUAAUGUGAGAGAUAUAGUGGCAGAUGUGUUGCAGAUUGUUAGGCCUCCAGUGUGA
Messenger RNA from Paraglomus brasilianum, 1593 nucleotides. Lineage: Eukaryota; Fungi; Glomeromycota; Glomeromycetes; Paraglomerales; Paraglomeraceae. The record is from the annotation of a GenBank genome assembly.